Strigops habroptila (Kakapo) is the source of this 4312-nucleotide messenger RNA. RefSeq names its product sodium channel epithelial 1 subunit delta (gene SCNN1D). Gene Ontology annotation, molecular function: ligand-gated sodium channel activity. Bases 1474 to 3402 code for a protein of 642 amino acids. The transcript has 13 exons. Gene Ontology annotation, cellular component: membrane. The record is from RefSeq and is a predicted model, not a curated record. Gene Ontology annotation, biological process: sodium ion transmembrane transport. Lineage: Eukaryota; Metazoa; Chordata; Aves; Psittaciformes; Psittacidae.
UUUAACUCCUUUUGGUUACACACCAUCCCUGAUCUGGCUUUUGGGGCUUGUUUAGGGGUUUCUGUGGAGGGUUUCUGAACAGACAGGUCAGACCAGGGACAUUUGUACUCUUCAGGUGGACUAUUCACUCCACAUUACUCAUGCUGAGGUAUGGAUCGUGGAACUCACAUGGCAGCGUUUUAACUCUUGGAUUGGCUCAUAAAGCUUUCCUGGCCGUGAAAAAACACUGAAAAACAAGUGAUUAAUAAGCAAAUCUUUGGGCUUACUGGCUAAGUACAGUGCUUUCCAUGUGAAUGAGCACACCCCAAGCAUCAGAACAAACAGACCCAGAGCACGGGGACGCUCAUGGGUCUCCCAGAUAAUCUUCUGCAAGUUUGAAUGAAUCAAAAACAAGUCAUCAGUGGAAUCCUUACAUCGGCCUAGCGGUUCAGAUUGCCUUCGGCGGUGUUUAAAGGUUACAAAACGAUCUCUUUCUUAAAGCCAGGUCUUCUCUUCAGCCAUGCUGCUUCCCUGAGGCUUCACCUGCAUUCGGAGCAUCAUUACUCUGCUUUUUAAAGUUUUCAGCUCUGGUAACCUGUUUGGAGCUGUUUGGUGCUGGGCACCAAGACUGUGACUGCAUUUACCGACUCAGGCAUGGAUCGAGCUAUUCUACAAGAAGAUGAAGGAAUCCUUCAGAGGUUACUGAUGGAAAAUGUAGUGUUGUACCUGAAUUUAACCCAAAACUCCUCCAUCUAAAGAGGUAUGACACUGACACGGCCACUUAUGUAAUAGCUGGUUUCAGUUACUGAUUCGCUAAUGACUGUUUUGCCCUUGCGCAGUUUGUUCCCGGUUUCUUCAUUCCCCUCCUUCCUACUUGCCAUACUGUAGUACCUCUUCCUCUUGUUGACAUCUUUGCUAGUUCCCAAUAGGAAAGCCUGGAGUUACUGGAUUGAUUAACCUCAGUAAAUUGCUCCUAAACAUUGCAUUGCUAUCUCUUUCCUGGGUACCAAGAGGAAUAGGGAUCACCAGGGAAGACCUGCUUGCCUGCUGCCAGAAGACAGGAGCCAGAAGUACCAUCUACCGCUUUCUCCAGGAGCUUGGACAACUGCUUGGGGAGAUUUGGGCUUCAUUUAUGACGGAGUUAUGGUAUCUGUGAUUCCAGGAUGGCUGUGUUUUACAUGUCCACAGUACAUGAAGCUUUUACUGAUGUCCUUCAACCUCUGCCAGUCCUAAUUGCAUCAGCGUUCCUACAGGUACUGAGCUGGAGUAGGAUUAAGAAAAAACCACUAGCAAGCAGGAUUUCACCAUCCCGUGAAUCUUUGGAAUUGGCUGAGGGGUUGACAGGUCUGAACAAGUGGAACAACAUCUAUGAAGGCUUGUGACUAAAGAAACAAGAACAGAGAACAGGAAGAGAAACAAGAAGGCAGGUGUUAUCCCAGAGGCAUGACAGGAGCAGCUACAGACAUCUUACUCAGAAAGGAGCGGACUUAGAGGAUGGAGCAGGAAGUGGCAAGAGAAGAAGAGAAGAAAGAAGGCUUGAUUGAGUUUUAUGAUUCCUUCAAGGAUAUGUUUGAGUUCUUCUGUAAGAACACAACAAUCCACGGCACCAUCCGCCUCGUGUGCUCGGACAGCAAUAGAAUGAAAACAGCUUUUUGGACCCUGCUUUUUCUUGCCAGCUUUGGCAUGUUAUACUGGCAGUUUGCACUUAUGUUCAGCCAGUACUGGGCCUACCCUGUUGUCCUGACCAUGUCAAUGCAUUCAGGGCCCAAGAUGUUCCCAGCUAUAACCAUCUGCAACCUGGACCCAUACAGAUUUGAACUGGUCAGUGAACAUUUGGUUCAACUGGACCACAUGGCAGAGAAAUCAAUUGCUUUUCUGUAUGGCAUCAACACAUCAGCCAGCUUAUUCCACAUGAAUGAGAAAAACAUCCACAUAAAAGACCUGUCAAGCACAGGCAAUCUCAGCAGAUCUGCCUUCAAGCUGAGCCAAAACUUCUCACUCUUAAGAAUGCCUGACCACAAUAACAGGUCAGGGAAGAAGCAUUCCAGUGUGGGCUUCAGGCUGUGCAAUGCCACAGGUGGGAAUUGCUUCUACAAGACCUAUUCAUCUGGGAUGGAUGCAAUUCUUGAGUGGUACAGGUUUCACUACAUGAAUAUCAUGUCCCAGCUACCCGUUAUAAUCAACAUUUCUGAUCAUGAGGAGCAAAUAGAAGACAUGGUCUACUCCUGUCAGUAUGAUGGGGAGCCCUGCAGACCCAGUGACUAUGUUCACUUUCACCACCCAGUCUUUGGAAGCUGCUAUACUUUUAACAGCAAGGGAACAGACUCUUUUUGGACAGCUACAAAACCAGGAAUUCCUUACGGACUUUCCCUUAUCCUGAGAGCAGAGCAGAAGGAUCACAUCCCACUCUUGUCUACAGUAGCAGGUGUGAAAGUGAUGAUACACAACCACAAUCAGACACCAUUCCUGGAGCAUGAAGGCUUUGACAUCAGACCAGGCAUUGCAACUACCAUAGGCAUUCAGCAGGAUGAGGUGAAUCGCCUGGGUGGCAAUUAUGGGAAAUGCACGACUAAUGGUGAUGAUGUGAAUGUUAAACUCCUGUACAACAACUCCUACACCCUGCAGGCUUGUUUGCAUUCCUGCUUUCAGCACAUAAUGGUUCGGAAAUGCGGCUGUGGCUACUACUACUACCCACUGCCUCCUGGUGCUGAGUACUGUGACUACAACAAGCAGCCUGCAUGGGGUCACUGCUUUUACCAGCUGUACAACAGGCUCAGAAACCAUCACCUCAAUUGUUUCGAGCAGUGUCCCAAGCCCUGCCGGGAAUCACUGUACAAGGUAUCUGCUGGGACAGCUAAAUGGCCAUCAGCGAAGUCUCAGGACUGGGUCCGCCAAGCUCUGAGGCAUCAGAAUGGAUAUAACUCCACCAGCAACAGGAAGGAUAUUGCCAAGGUGACAAUCUUCUACCAGCAACUGAACUACCAGUCUGUGAACGAGUCUCCUUUACUCACAGAGAAUCUCCUUCUGUCCAGCAUGGGAAGCCAGUGGAGCCUCUGGUUUGGAUCCUCAGUGUUGUCUGUAGUUGAAAUGUUGGAGCUGCUCAUAGAUACACUCGUCUUGUCUCUCCUUUUCUGCUACCAAAGGUUCAGGUCAAGGAAGACAAUGAAUGUAGCUCACACUCCUGCCAUCCCCAGCGUGAGCCUGACCCUGGAGAACUACCGAGUUGUGCAAGAAGAAGCUGCAAAAGGUGAUGAUUCUGCUCAUCCUCACCCUUCUGGAGUCACUGUUGCCAUGAACAAGGGAGACCUGCAUCUUCAUCCAUUCUCCAGCAAGGUGGAAAUGCCAGAGCUUUGCCCAGAUGUGGUGCUUAACGGAUUUAGAUACAUGAAGGACAGCACUUUGGAAGGGGAAGUGAAUAGCUAAGGGUAUGUUUGUGUGCACAGGGAAGUGGGAGACUUGGAGCUCCCCUAAUGCUCAGGUGCUGUCAGAAAAGUUGCAAACAGAAACAUUCUGUGAGCACUAAACACCACACUGAGAGCUUGGCAAUCCUCCUCCAGCUAUUACAAGUUCAUUAUUAAACCAUUCAUGUGGCCUGGAUUCAGGCAUCAUGCAAUGUUCUUUUGUUCCUAAUGAGUAUCCAGGGAGGGGAGAACUGUUCUUCUCCUCUCUGGGACAGUCGUGGAAUCCUCAUAAAAGCCUAUUCAUAGCUUUUAACUUCUAAAGCCUUGUGAGGAAAUCAGCCUGUGGCUUCAGACAGGCCCAUCUACAUUUCACACGUGUACUCAAAGGAGAAGUCAGCCUGGCUGUUAAAGGGAAGAUUUCCAGGGGAGGCUGAGGCUUGUGUGCUCCUGUCACUCACUGUUGUCUUGAGGAUGACAGAGCACGUAAUGACAAGAGGUGGCUCUGAUCACAGCUUUGCUUCCCAGACACCUCUCUGUCCUUAACCUGGGUAUUGAGGACAAUGCACAGGAUGCUGCUGCUGAGAUGCUUUUAGAUUAGAUUAAUUCAAAUGAGACUUGCUCUCCUGCAGGUAAGGAAAGAGAAGAAACAGGGUUGAAAACUUCUGUGUGUCGCAGGCAAAGCAUCGGAUUUAUUUAAGAGACUAAAAUGCUGCACUUUUGUUGCAGUCCAUUUAUAAAUAGAGAUUGUUUUAAUGUUAAUAUUUGACAGUAAUUUAUGUGUACAUAAAAGAACACGUUUAUUUUUGAUGAUGUUUGCACAGGAGCAUUUUACUGUUAUGAUCUUGUUUGUGACUUGCUGUGGAAAACAAGAGUUAACAGGAAAUCCCUGCCUUUUGUUUUGUAACUUUUUUAAGUAAUAAAAUGCUCUGGAU